AUGACCGCGAUCGUGUCUCAGUUCGACACAGCUCACACGGCACCAAUUCUGGACACCCAGCUGGAUGAGCUCUGCCUCAGACUGGCGACGGCGUCAGCAGAUGGUUUGGUGAAGUUGUGGGAUGUGCAAUCGCCAGAGGACCCCAUCUUCCUCUGCGACUUGGAUGGUCACACUGGUCCAGUCCGACAGGCCUCCUGGGCUCCUGUCGGCACCGGAGCUGGUGCGCUCUUGCUGACCGGAGGAGACGAUGGACGCGUGUUGUUGUGGGGUCCAUGCCACGAUGCAAAGAGGUGGCAACUCGUUCACGAGGAGGACUUGAGCAGACAUGGAGAAGUCAAGGCAGUGUCCUGGGCACCGGUGAAUGUGGGAGCCGCAUUUGCGUGUGCACUCAGCGAUGGAACCGUCACAGCGACGAUCCAUCAGGGCACAGUGCGGUCAGGCGAAGCAGAUGUCGAACAUCGCUGGCAGACGCAGAGCUUCGCCAUUCAUCAGGGGGAGGUGCAUGCAGUGUCCUGGGCUUCCAGUGUCGGGCCAGAGCUUGGAAAGCUGGCUGGAGCUUGCCUUGCUUCAGCUGGUGAUGAUGGUCUACGGGUGUGGUCCAUUUUGGAUGCCGCGGCCCCGAACGACGAGACGCCGCACACAGCGAGACGUGACCCGUCGAGCACGUGGGUGGUCGAAGACCGAGUGAACCUCGAGGAGGAAGUCUGGAAGAUUGAAUGGUACCAAGCUGGAAGCCAGCUUCUGGUCACCUGCGGUACCAAGGAGUAUCGGAGCAUCCUGCUGAAGCAACAGCUUUCGGGAAAGUGGGAUGUCAUUGAUCUGAGCGGAGACGUGACGAGCCAGUGA
Messenger RNA from Durusdinium trenchii, 846 nucleotides. NCBI's taxonomy places the organism in Eukaryota, Dinophyceae, Suessiales, Symbiodiniaceae. The record is from the annotation of a GenBank genome assembly.